AUGUCUCUUUCCUGCAGACUGGCACCAUGUCGACCGUAGUGCCAGAGCUCCUUGCUAAGAAGCGCAAGCGGGACGAGCAGGCUGCCGCCGAGCGGGCAGCGGCUGCUCUGGAGUCUCGCAAGAAGUCCCGGGCCACUCGCAAGGAAAUCUUCAAGCGUGCUGAGAAGUAUGUGUCCGAGUACCGUUCCCAGGAGAAGGACAUCGUCCGCCUGAAGCGCGCUGCCAAGGCAAAGGGUGGCUUCUAUGUUCCCCCUGAGGCUAAGGUUAUCUUCGUUGUGCGCAUUCGGGGUCUCAACAAGAUUGCCCCCAAGACGAAGAAGAUCCUUCAGCUACUCCGCUUGAAGCAGCUGAACAUGGGCGUCUUCCUGAAGGUCAGCAAGCCGGUGCUGAACAUGCUUCAGCGCGUGGAGCCCUACGUGGCCUUCGGCUACCCGAACCUGAAGUCCGUUCGGGAGCUUAUCUACAAGCGUGGGUACGCUAAGAUCAAGGGCAACCGAAUCCCCCUGACGGACAACAGGAUCAUCGAGGAGCACCUGGGCAAGCACGGCCUUAUCUGCGUGGAGGACUUGGUGCACGAGAUCUACACGUGCGGUCCGAAGUUCAAGGAGGUCAGCACGUUCCUGUGGCCCUUCAAGCUGUCGUCGCCCAAGGGCGGCAUGGACAAGAAGCGCCUGCACUACGUGGAGGGCGGUCAGGCCGGCAACCGCGAGGACAAGAUCAACGCUUUCAUCCGCAAGAUGAACUAAGUGCAGCGUUGCAGCAGCAGCAGCAACACCUGAAGCUGGCAUCUGCAGCGGUGGGCUUGCUACCGCAGCUAUCAUGGUGGCGUUUGCUGGUGCAGCUGGGGGAACUGUGUCUAUGCUGUUCUCACGCUCUUGUAAGGAGUGCUUGUGUGCUCUGGAGGUCUGCGCCGCGUUACGUGACAGCUGCGCUUGUUGGCGAUGCGGUGAUCCUCGCGAUGUGACUUGGUCUUUCGGCGGGGAAGCUUGUAAUGGAUUUAACGGCGCGUCAGGCGUUUGGACUGGGCUGGAUUUGAAUGUGCAGAGCUAAAACAGGGUGAAAACAUAAAUCCCAUAACAGAAACUCAUUCUUGCGAGCUGAAAGUACUCCUGGCAGCCGCUACGCUUAUCGCAACCGUCUGUGCAAAUUACAAGAGGAUGCUAUGUCUGCAUAGCAACUCGUAAGCAUCCAUUAGCAACGCAUCAGCCAGUUCCACGCCAUCCAGAGUUGACUCCUCAUAAAAAGGCGGCCAGUUUGUCUGCCACCGCUGCGACCCACUCUCGCUCACGUUCCGUAAACGCCCUGUACGCACGUUCAGCACAAGUUGGUUGACGUUUUCAGCAACGCGCGCAGGCUGUAACAAGUCUUCUGC
Molecule: messenger RNA, 1372 nt
Organism: Volvox carteri f. nagariensis
Lineage: Eukaryota; Viridiplantae; Chlorophyta; Chlorophyceae; Chlamydomonadales; Volvocaceae
Gene: rpl7
Product: component of cytosolic 80S ribosome and 60S large subunit
Exons: 6
Coding region: 27-746 (239 amino acids)
Biological process (GO): maturation of LSU-rRNA from tricistronic rRNA transcript (SSU-rRNA, 5.8S rRNA, LSU-rRNA)
Cellular component (GO): cytosolic large ribosomal subunit
Molecular function (GO): structural constituent of ribosome; RNA binding
Source: RefSeq, a predicted model, not a curated record